AUGCCUCUGAUAUUACUUGUUAAUCAGUUGCUGAAGUUUGAUAGGGUGCCUCUCAAUGGUUUACCUUCAGAAUUCAACACUUUUAGGUGUGUUAUGAGAUGUCAAGAAAGUAUGCUCUCAUUCAAGGAGUUUCACUGUCAAUUGCUUGUUGAAGAAAUAAUUAUUGAAUAUUCUGGUCAUGCUUGCUAUGGAGGUUCAGAUGAUAUAGCAGCCCUUGCAGAUGUUGUCAUGCCUCCCCUGUAG
Prunus armeniaca (apricot) is the source of this 243-nucleotide messenger RNA. NCBI's taxonomy places the organism in Eukaryota, Viridiplantae, Streptophyta, Magnoliopsida, Rosales, Rosaceae. The record is from the annotation of a GenBank genome assembly.